UGCUGCUAGCCACACCCAUGUGAACAGCCUGGUGGCCAUCCUCUGUCUGAAAGUGUCACAGUUUGACAGUGUGGUGUGAGUGUGUAGGCACCAUGAUGAGGAAGACAGAUCCAGUGGAGACAAAGAUUGACCUGGGAGACACUGAUGAUGAAGACCUUGAUGCAGACCUGUAUGAGGACCAUGAGGAGCCUCAGCUGCUAUGGAAGGCUGAACUGGGGGACAGGAUGGAUGAGGAGGAACCUGUGUCCCCGUUAGUGGAUCUUAGUGACACCAAGCCCCUCCUGAAUGAGAGAGACCCUCGAGGAGUCAACGAGUGUUUGAAGGUGAGCUUUGAGGAUGUGAUAGCAGAGCCGGCAUCAGUACGUAGUGGAGACAGAGUGUGGAUCUGGAGCAACGCCCUGUUCGAGGUCACCAGGGUCUGGAUCUACCGCAUAGUGACCGUCCUGCUGGCCGUCCCUGUGUCCAUCAUCACCGGACUGAUCUUCGCCAUCCUCAGCUUCCUACACAUAUGUGGUUACAGUUUGACAGGACAACUAGGGGCAGCUGCCUGCUGGGUGCUGCUGGCAUUCCAUGAGUGACAUCACAUUGAGGGGAAAUCCAGAAGCCUGGGUACAGCCACUCCCUGUCCCACUCCCCACACUGCUUCUUUGACCACUACAGCUACCACUGCCCAGAUCCAGGAUAACUGCCAGCCCUACUGAGACCGCUCUUCUCGGACCCCUCUACUCUGCCUCGUACCUCUCUGCCCC
Molecule: messenger RNA, 749 nt
Organism: Salmo salar (Atlantic salmon)
Lineage: Eukaryota; Metazoa; Chordata; Actinopteri; Salmoniformes; Salmonidae
Source: RefSeq, a predicted model, not a curated record